Molecule: messenger RNA, 3632 nt
Organism: Zalophus californianus (California sea lion)
Lineage: Eukaryota; Metazoa; Chordata; Mammalia; Carnivora; Otariidae
Gene: SH2D3A
Product: SH2 domain containing 3A
Exons: 12
Coding region: 1196-2929 (577 amino acids)
Biological process (GO): positive regulation of peptidyl-serine phosphorylation; small GTPase-mediated signal transduction
Molecular function (GO): phosphotyrosine residue binding; guanyl-nucleotide exchange factor activity
Source: RefSeq, a predicted model, not a curated record
GGGGAAAGCCGAGCCUGGAAAUCACCAGCUUUGCGAUCCCACAGGCACCGAAACUUUUCAUCCCCAACCAUCCCGGGCGCUCAUUUCCUCAUCUGUAAAAUGGGUGACAGCAAUCUUCACCGUUUAGAAUUCUGGUAGGGAUCAGAGAUUGUGGGGCUGCACAGAUGAAAGCGAGGAAGGCAGAAUGGCGCUCCAGGGCUCCAGGGGAGAGGCUGUCGUGUUUUCCCGCAUCUGUCUCCACAAAACCCGACAUCCACUGGAGUUCCCUUCCCGGAAACCCAACGGGACGGUCUGGAGGAAGCGCACCUCUACGUCACAGCAGCCGCCACACCCGCGCUGCAAGAGAGCCCGUAAGGGGCCGCCCUGUGCCCGCGAGGAGCCCUGGGGGAUAGAGGAGAGAAACACCCUCCCCACGAUCCCAAGGGGUUAGGGGUACUUAGGACCAGCCAGCGGGGAACCGAGGAGCCAAGCUCUAACGGGCGGGACUAAGAGGGGCGAGGAGCGUGUGGGCGUUGCCAUCCGAUGGGGGCGGGGCGACGUUCUAGGCCGGGGGGCCCCCUGGAAGGGACAGAGGGAGUUCCCAAGGGGCGUGGUUUAUGGGAGGGGGGAGGUUCUCCAAAGGGGGCGUGGUUAGCGCCGAGAACGGCUCUAAGGGGGUGGAGCCGGGACGAGAGGGCGGGUGAGAGCCUAGGAGGCCACCUUCCGAGGCGGAGUCCUCGGGGGCGGGGCCAGGUGAUCUGGCUCGGUAACGCACCGGGCGCGGCUGGAGAAGGUGGGGUCCGCUGGGGCGGGGAGGGAGGGGCCGGGAGCCGCAGAGCCUCCGGCUUCGGCCCGGCCCCAGCUUCUCACCAGCUCCGCGGGUCCCGGUCCAGAAAUUAUUCCAAAGGAUUAAGGGCAGGAAGAUGAUUUAGUUGGCCUCCGUCUAACCUGUGCCCACUCUGAGCUCCCCCCUCAUCCAAACUCCCCUCCACCAAACUAACCAGAGCCUUGUCAGUGACCCACCUGCGUGCCCACUAAAGAGGGACGAGGGGAAGCUGACGUUGGGGGACUCAAGAGAGAGGCUGGCCUGGCCCAGAUGACAAACAGGAAGUACACAGGCAUCCACAGGAGACACACCUGGUGUUCAGAUGUGGAAGACUGAGGACUGUUGAAAGUACAGAGUUCAGCCCCUGCACCUUCUGCCCCCAAGAGCUCCAUGCAGGUGCAACAGGAUGGAGAGGACUUUGCCAGCCAGCCCUGGUACCACGGCCCCCUGUCCCGUCAGAAGGCUGAGGCCCUCCUGCAGCAAGAUGGGGACUUCUUGGUUCGAGCCUCCAGGUCCCAGGGGGGCCACCCAGUGAUCUCCUGCCGCUGGCAGGGCUCAGCACUACACUUCGAGGUGCUCCGUGUGGCCUUGCGUCCCCGGCCAGGCCGGCCCACAGCUCUCUUUCAGCUGGAGGAUGAACGUUUCCCAAGCCUGCCCUCCCUGGUUCGCAGCUAUGUGACUGGGCAGCGUCCACUGUCCCAGGCCACAGGGGCCGUGGCCUCCAGGCCUGUGAUACGGCAAGGACCCAUUCGACGCAGCUUUAGUGAGGACACCCUCCUAGGGAGCCCAGCUCGGAUAGAGUUGCCCAGGGCUAGGAAGCGGAGUGACAGUCAGCCUGCAGGUUUGGAUCACAUGGGGCGGUCAAGAGAAGACCAUCCUGGACCAGGAGACUCCGCUGUGCCCAUAUGUGCCCUCCCUCGGAUGGGUAGUGACCCCAUGUUGCUGAAGACCCCAGCUUCUCUGGGGUGUGUUAUUGACAGCCUCAGGGCCUCCGAUGGGCAGCUUCAUGCCAAGGCACCCACCAAACCACCUCGAACACCCUCACUGUUGCUGCAUGAUGCGUCUGGACGCCCCCCAACGUACUGUGAGCUGGUGCCCCGAGUGCCCAGUGCCCAGGGAACCCCCCCAGGCCACGGCAGCCCAGAGACAGAGGCCCCACCAUGGUGGGAAGCCAACAAAGAAGAGGAGGAAGAGAACAGAAGUUUUGCAAGACCAAAGGCCGAGGUCUCUUUCUGGCCCCCUAACAACCCCUUCUGCCUCCUGGGCCCCCAGAAUCGGCCCCUGGAACCCAAAGUCCUGAGUACUCUCCGUGACCUAUUCCUGGAGCACCAUCCUGGGAGCACGGCCCUGCACCUAUUAUUGGUAGACUGCCAGGCUACAGGCCUCCUAGGAGUGACCAAGGCUCAGCGGGGUGCCAUGGGGGUCGCCUCUGGCCUGGAGCUGCUCACACUUCCCCAUGGGCAUCGCUUGAGGUUGGAACUUCUGGAGAGACACGAGGCGCUGGCGCUGGCGGGGGCGCUGGCCGUGCUGGGCUGCGCGGGGCCGCUGGAGGAGCGCGCGGCCACCCUAAGGGGCCUGGUGGAACUGGCAUUGGCGCUGCGGCCAGGGGCGGCCGGGGACCUGCCUGGACUGGCCGCGGUCAUGGGCGCCCUGCUCAUGCCACAGGUGUCCCGGCUGGAACGCACGUGGCGCCAACUCAGAAGGAGCCACACCGAGGCUGCGCUGGCCUUCGAGCAGGAGCUGAAGCCGCUGAUGCGGGCACUGGAUGAGGGCGCCGGACCCUGCGAGCCGGGCGAGGUGGCGCUGCCGCACGUGGUCCCCGCUGUGCGCCUGCUGGAGGGCGAGGAGCUCCCGGGGCCGCUGGACGAGAGCUGCGAGCGGCUGCUGCGCACCCUGCACCGGGCGCGUCAGAUGGCCCGGGACGCGCCCAAGUUCCGUGAGGCAGCCGCCCGGCGCCUACGAGGAUUCCGGCCAAACCCGCAGCUGAGGGAGGCCCUGACCACAGGCUUCGUGCAGAGGCUCCUCUGGGGAAGCCGAGGCGUGGGGGCGCCGCAAGCCACACGUCUCGAGAAGUUCCAGCGCGUCCUCAGUGUCCUUUCGCAGCGCCUUGAGCCGGAUGUUUGAAAGCACAGAACCCCUUCUUCCUGGGACACCCAGGCUUUGGGGAACCCCGGCAGACACCAAGGAAGUUGCCCCAAGCUGUUCACAUAGCCAAUCGCAGUGGGAACCCACAUUCUGCCUCACAGAUUUGCAAAAACUCAUACUGUAUCCCUAGAAGUGUACGUGGAUCCUAGGGUGAGGGACAGCCUCCUCCCUCACGUUAGAAAAUCCAGGUGUCUGGAGGCCCUAUCCCACCUCCCACCCCCACACACCUAUCUGACAAAUGGGCAACAUGAGGCUUUUAAUGGCAAGAGAACUUGCAGAUCUCUUACUCAGAAGCCAGAGUUCAAAUGCUUUUUUAAGAGCUGUGUGACUUCUAGCAAAUGGCUCAACCUCUCUGUGCUUGCCUUCCACGUAAAAGGGAGGCCGUGUACUUUCUAGGGGUUUUCAUGGGGGAUUAAAGCUGUGUUCAGAUAUCAUGGGUGGAGAAUGCCUGGUACACAGCAGGUGCUAAACACUACCUUUUCUCAGUAAAGCUGUGGUAAACACAAAGGAUGUUUGGUGCUUUUCUUCCCAUACUGAAGUCACAGACAAGCACCCAACUCCACGGAAGUUUUGUCCAAGGUGUGCCCGAGUUUACCUCCCCUUCUUCAUUCUCUCCGUGGCCAGGAAGGAGGCUGGCAUUUGCAUAUCCAGCCCCAGUAUGUAAAUCUACCAAUAAAGCACA